Molecule: messenger RNA, 3533 nt
Organism: Myripristis murdjan (pinecone soldierfish)
Lineage: Eukaryota; Metazoa; Chordata; Actinopteri; Holocentriformes; Holocentridae
Product: CD166 antigen homolog
Exons: 16
Coding region: 168-1874 (568 amino acids)
Biological process (GO): cell adhesion
Cellular component (GO): plasma membrane
Source: RefSeq, a predicted model, not a curated record
GUCAGUGCGCACAUGUUACGCCGGGAGAGGAGGCUAAACUGACCGAACUGCCACCGUCCAGCCCCCCGCCACUUUUCCCGAGGAGCAUUUAACCCGAACACAAACUCCAGCCAAGUGGUUUUUAAAAGGCUCCGCGGCACAGCCCAGGAUCUGUGAGACUUGCAAGGAUGCACUUGUUGUCUGCCAGCUGCGUGUGCGCCCUCCUCAUCGCGAUCAUCUAUCAAGUGAACAGUUUGGAGACUGUUAUCGGCCUGUAUGGAGAAACACUUGAGGUGCCAUGCAACAAUGGAAAAGCAAAGCCAGAGGACCUUUUGAUCACUAAAUGGAAAUAUGACAAAGGAGAGGCAAUUCGAGGAGACCUGCUGGUCAGGAAAAAAGACCAGAGUGCCUCAGUCCUCGCCCAAGAUGAAUACAAGGACCGCGUGAGCAUGGCAGAAAACUCCAGCCUGCUGCUGUCUGCGGCCAAACUAAGUGACCAGAAGACUUUUACCUGCAUGAUAGUGGCUGGCGCCGACAUAACCGAAUACCCAGUCAAUGUGCUGAUCCACAAGGCUCCGUCAGGGCUGGAGUUGUCUGAAAAGGCUAAGGAACUGGAGAUUGGCAAACCAACUAAGCUAGGGGAAUGUGUUGCAAAAGAUGCCAAUCCAGCUGCAAAUAUCACAUGGUUAAAGGACAAUAAACCCCUGAUAGCUGAUGGGAAAGGGAUUCUCAUCCAUACCUCAGUACAGGAGGACCCUAUUACUGGCCUGUUGACCACCUCCUCUGUACUGGAGUACUCUGCUGGGAAGGAAGACGCUCAUGCCCAGUUCACCUGCAGCAGCCAGGACACUGUCGGCCAGGAGCAAGUGUCCUCUCCUGUGACCUUCACCAUCACCUACCGCACAGAGAACAUCAGCCUUGAAGUCAUUUCUGGGGGCCGUUUCAUAGAGGGAGACAAUGUGACUCUCAAAUGUGUAGCAGAUGGGAAUCCAGCGCCUACCAGCUUUAACUUCAACCUUAAGGGAGAUGUGGUGAAAGUGGAAAACUCAGACAGUUACACCUUGACAGAUGUCACACGUUACACAACUGGCGAAUACAAAUGCUCUCUUGUCGAUGACCCCACGCUGGAAGCCUCCAGGCACAUCACAGUCGAUUACCUCGACAUCAAGUUAAACCCAUCUGGAAAGAUCCUCAAGAGUGCUGGUGAUGCUGUGGACCUGGCGUUGUAUUUUAAUGCAUCUGGAAAACCAACAGUGUCCUGGUCAAAGGAUAAUGUUAAGAUAGACAAGGAGCCAAAGUUCACCAAGCUGACCUACUCUGACUCUGGCCGCUAUGAGUGCGAAGUGACGAUGGGCCCUCUCAGCCGAAAAGCUUCUUUUGAGCUGGUUGUCGAAGGCGCUCCAGUUAUCAGACAGUUGUCCAAAAAGCGCAGUGAAGAUGGACGGCACAAGAUCCUGAUCUGUGAGGCUGAAGGCUCACCAAAGCCCACUGUUUCCUGGAGCAUCAAUGGCACCUCGCUUGAUGAGAGUCCCUUCAUCAAUGGCAAGAUCACACACAAGAUCACUGUGGUGCCCACUGUGAACCUGUCUGUCUCCUGUACGGUGUACAAUGAGCUUGGCCAGGACACCAGGGUCAUACAGUUGUCACCCAUAAUUGUGGAGGUGAGAAUGGAUAAACAAGACCAGUCGGACGACAGUGAGCAAACUAAGCUGGUGGUCGGUGUCGUAGUGGGUCUUGUCCUUGCCGCCAUGGUUAUAGGCCUGGCAUACUGGGUGUACAUGAAGAAAUCCAAGCAGGGAAGCUGGAAGACUGGUGAGAAGGAGAAUGGAUCUUCUGAGGAGGAGAAAAAGCUGGAGGAGAAGGUGGAGGAGAACAGCCAAAAAGCAGAGGUGUAGAGAAACAGGAGCCAUCCUUUGAGCAUGUGAAAGUGAGGAAGCAGCAAGAAGAAGCUUUUGCAUAUUUCUCUUCACUUCUAUCUUUGGGGGAAAAUGAGCGCAUAUUUGGAUGAAGACCAUCUGGAUUCGGUGUCAGGGAGAAUUUCCCUGACCCUGAGAAUUUUCCAAAAAAAAAAGAAGAAAAAAAAAAGCAUAUCCAAGGAUGCCGUAUGUGAUAUACAUAACUUGUCUGCACUACUGAUACAUACUAUGUAAACUUGUGUACUAUUAGGUUUCAUAUUCGUUAGAGGGGAUUUGGGAAACUGAAAAAAUGCAAUUUUUUUUUUUUUUGGUUUUAUUAGUUGAUACCAGUAGAAUUACUACUAGACCAGUUGCCUUCGCUGUAAGGAUGUGUAGGCCUUCAUUAGUCUACGUUUGUCUCUUUGACCCUCAAAGACACUGGAGGGACGAAGAACCAUCGUCAUCAAUAUUUCUUAACUUCCAUUACAAUCAGACAGACUCUGCCUUCAAGUUCAGUGUGUUGAAUUUGCUCAUUUGUGCAUACAUUUCAGUUUAUUUGUCCGUGCAUGAAACGUUAAAGUUGAGAUGAAAUUGCUGAAAGGGCUAAGGGUGUAUAGUUAUGCUCUGCAUUAGAUGUAGACGGCGAUAUGAUUUACGGGUUAUAAGGCAUACAGUAUGUCCCCUAGCAGUGCAGGAAAGUAGGUGAUGUGCCACAAAGUUCUUUGAUGUGACAUGAUUUUAUUUUUUUGUCUGUGUUGCUUUGCUAUCAGGUGAGAAAUGUACAGACACUCAAGUCACUCUGCCUGUCUUUUGUCAUAUGUAGACCGGCCAUCAUCACUCUACAACAUAAACAUGUAGGUUUUUCAAAGAAUGUAAAUCAUGACUCUUUGUUAUUGGCGAUAGUUUGAUUGCACAGAUACUUAUUCUUCAAGAGAGUGUCCUUAAAGCCGUACAAGUGGCAAGGAUUUAUUUUUCAUUUUAUCUAUCAAGACUAGGAACACGUGUUGGUGAAAUUCUCAGUUUGUGCUACAUCACUGUCCAUUGUUGCGGUACGAACCAUUUUUUUGGCCGCCUUUUGUAAUAAGUGAGCCCACAGGAAGGAUGGGAGUUUCUUUUGAAAAAAAAAAAAAAUAGCUAUUAUGAUACACUUGCCUUUUUUGAAAAUCUACCUGUAAUUGCUUCAGUUUGUAAUGUGCACUAGGGUUUAUGAUUUCAUGUCAAAUUUGUGUAGAAUAUGACAGAAGACGCGCAGCUGUACAUGUCACAGUUUUGGUCAGGGUCAUCUGUAAGCAUUUACUAAACCUGAAAAUGUACGAGUCCAGGAUGUAAUUGUGAAGUUUGUGAUGUUAUUUUUUCUUUUUGCUAUUUAUAUUGUUAAAGGUUCGGCAAAAAUCAAUAAUUGAUAGCAAUUACUUGCAGACUUUACGGGAAGAGAUUCAGUUCUGCGUCAUCGGUAGGUUGCUCAGCGUCUGGUUGAAUAUUAGAUUCAGCAUGUGAUCAUCUCAGACUUUCAAGCUGCUGUUUGUUCCCUGCGUUGUGUAAAACCAUCAAAUUGGAAGAAUGACCAAAGAAAGUGAACAUUGCCAUGCAAGUAUUGUAAAUAUCUGACAUUUGUUUUUGUACUUUUGUUUAAAAUAAAGUGUACAUUUGGAAAAGUUA